UAUGGCUGUGUUCAAUAAUAGACGGGCAACCACUUAAGCUAAUUGCUAAGUUAGGAUCGAUGGCUCGCAUUAGCAACGUUAACAAAACUGCGUGGUUAACGUUAGCUAGGUUGUGUGAAUAUGACAGUUUCCGCUACUUAGCGUCGUAGUUUCUUGACACAUUAUUUAACGUUAAACUAACGUUGGUUAGAUGCUAUGCAUUCUUCUAAUCGUUCUGUAAAACUAGGUGGAGUCUGGUGAGGCCUACAGUGUAUUUUUUUUAACAUCAGGCCUGUGGCUUAUUAUGUUGAAAUAUGUACUGUCAAACUAAUCCCCCUCUUAGACACUGGUCUAGCCAGUGACAUGACUGCAAAAAUGGUUUCAUUCCUUUAGUCAGUGUUCACGGUUCACGGUCUCUUAAUCCACUUUACCUUUCAAAUUGCUGUAAAGUUUGACAGACAUGGCCUCUACACCUCCACACAAUUUCUCCUGGGUCGAUCCAGACAAACUGGCUGGACUGGCGCUACCCAGGAUGACAUCUGAAUACCAGUAUCUGCUGGACAACGGUAUCAAACACCUGGUUUGCCUGUGUGAGAGAAAACCACCUUACUAUGACUCGUGCCCAGAGUUACAGCUGCACCACAUCAAAAUAGCGGACUUCACUCCUCCUUUACCAAGUCAGAUUGAUAGAUUCCUCUCUAUCGUGGAAGAGGCCAACUCCAAGGGGGAGGGCGUGGGAGUUCACUGCAUGCACGGUCAUGGGAGAACGGGGACCAUGCUGGCCUGCUACCUGGUGAAGACGAAGAAGAUAUCGGGGGUCGACGCCAUCAAUGAGAUCCGCAAUCUGCGGAAAGGCUCGAUUGAAACUCACGAACAAGAGAAAGCCGUGGUGCAGUUUUAUCAGCGCACAAAGUAGCUUUUACACAAGUAACAUAUGUGCUUCUGUUAGGAAGCAGAAUAGCACUGGUUUUUACAGAGAAUAAGCAUACAAUAAGUGGAAGAAGUGCCUCAAUUAUAUUGCUAAAAGAACACUUUAUCAUCUAGGAAUACGGAAAGACAAGAAUGAAUGCUUAAACAGGUAAUACAUUAAAAAAAAACAAUGUCCUGGAAAAGACAAUACUACACCCAGGGUUGUCAUUACCCACACGAUGUCCCUGGGACAUUCAACUAAGACAAACAUUUCUAAAGUAAAUACAUCCUCACACUGUCUGUUUAAAUGGUACUGUAUCUGUACUGUCAUUUUUCGUAGCACAUGGUUUCCUUUGUUUAUAUAGACAUGUUCCUCCUCUGAGGUUUCAGUUUACAAGGCUUUAAUCUUCAUUUAUGCACUGGACGCCAGAGAAAAGAGACGCUGACGCUCCUUGAAUGUGAGCUUUUCAGGAGCCGGUGCUCUCUUGGUUUUCUCCUCCUGGCUUCUGUGGGAAAAAAAAUCACAGAUAUUAGCAGAAUUACUUGAAUUUUAUUAAUAGGGAAUCAUUUAUGUGGACACAAACAGUAGCCUGUGCUUUUCUUAAAGUGCUUAUAUUAUGCUUUUUGCCUUUUUCCCUUUCUUUUAUUGUGUUAUAUAUCUUUUUUGUGCACA
Messenger RNA from Perca flavescens (yellow perch), 1561 nucleotides. It is a transcript of the gene dusp23b, whose product is annotated as dual specificity phosphatase 23b. The transcript has 3 exons. The record is from RefSeq and is a predicted model, not a curated record. Bases 440 to 895 code for a protein of 151 amino acids. Gene Ontology annotation, biological process: protein dephosphorylation. Lineage: Eukaryota; Metazoa; Chordata; Actinopteri; Perciformes; Percidae.